Dermacentor andersoni is the source of this 1562-nucleotide messenger RNA. Lineage: Eukaryota; Metazoa; Arthropoda; Arachnida; Ixodida; Ixodidae. The record is from RefSeq and is a predicted model, not a curated record.
GCGGUGUAGAAGUUACGCACAUAGCACUGCUCAGUCGGGGCAGUACACGUGUCUAAUGUACCACAGUCAGCAAAUAAUGCUUGCCGUUAUCGCACUCCUACGACUUAUGAUUUGCUGCUAUGGAGCAGCAACAGAACUUCAUGUCUAUCCGCGUAUAUUGCAAGAGCGUACAACAGCUGGAAAUUUGGUUCUUAAGCUUAACGAGAAAAUCACGCUCAAUCUUGAAAGGAGCACCGUACUGGCGGACAAUCUCGUCUUUGUUACAAAUAGUAACGGUAUGAACGAGGUAGAAAUGAUACAGACAUCUCAUAUUCAAGAAACUAUAUACCAUGACACACAUUACCAAUCCUCUGUGACUGUACGACAGAAAGAUGGCAACGUGGAAGUGGAAGGUAUCAUCAAUGACAAUCUGAGAAUUAAGCCUCUCCCUGAAGGCGAACGUUCCUUGCAAGGUCAGAUGCUGCACAAGAUGUACGAAGUAGAUGUGAAAGAAAAUUUCGUCAGUGCGGAGCCGCAACUUCUACGCCUGAAGGAGGGUAAAAACCGCAGGAAAAGCAAUGGCAGCCGUAAGGGCCAGAAAUCUCCCCCGAAGACGGAAGCACCUGGAUCGGGCGUUGAGAACUUUGCCGUGGAGCUUCACAUAAUUUCCGACAAAGCGCACCAGCUGAGCUAUAAGACAAAUGAAGAGUUAAUCGCUUACUUGGCAGUCAUGGCAAAUGCGGUGAACUUAAGGUACCUGGAGAUGGACCACCCUAAAAUAAAGUUCGUUCUCGUUGGAAUAACAAGGGCUAGGGAUCACGAGUUCGCUAAAAUUAACAACGGUCAAAUUGAGACGGGAGAGAUGUUGGCGGGCCUAAAGACUUACAAAGAUGAAGGAAAAGUACCAGGGAAGCAAGACGUUAUUUACCUGAUUACUGGGCUUGACAUGAUAAAGUUCGAUAAAGGAAAAUUGGACACUGGUAUUAAUGGACGUGCAUAUAUUGGAGCCACCUGCCGCGAAUUGGGAAUCGGCGAGGGUGAAGACACGGCCCUUACGUACAACGGAGUCCAUACGCUAGCCCACGAACUAGCCCAUUCGCUAGGCUCACCGCAUGACCAAACCCCGGAGUGCCCUUGGUCUGAAGGAUAUAUGAUGAGUUACGUGGAUGGAGGAUUAAAGAAGUACAAGCUUUCCCGGUGCAGCCAAGCGAAGAUUAGAGAAUAUGUGCAGAAACUUCCACAAGAUUGCAUUAAAGUCCAGAAUGAGAAGAACUACUCCACCAACCACAAGAAGUUUCCCGGACAGACAGUGCGAAAGCUGUAUUUCUGCAGGAAGAUGAUAAAGCAAAAAGCAAAAGGAAAUAAAAUCUUCGAAAAAUCGGAUGGAACUUGUAAACUUCAGUGCUGCUAUAACCAUGGACGUUAUACGACUUGCUGGAAUUUCUCCAUGCUGGAUGGUAUGGAGUGCGCGCCUGGUAAGACAUGCAAGCGAGGAAUUUGUGGAGAGCACACAGGGUUGAGUUAAAAAAAAGUGGGAUUCCUGAUUCAGAAGUGAAAAUCAGGUUUUCGAAGGAAAAUAAAGA